Messenger RNA from Anopheles arabiensis, 2091 nucleotides. Its product is annotated as piggyBac transposable element-derived protein 4-like. The record is from RefSeq and is a predicted model, not a curated record. The transcript is spliced from 2 exons. NCBI's taxonomy places the organism in Eukaryota, Metazoa, Arthropoda, Insecta, Diptera, Culicidae. Bases 309 to 2006 code for a protein of 565 amino acids.
UGUACGACAAUACGUUUGAUAACAGUUCGGUUCGUCGUCAAUUUGUAAACAAUCUGCACUUCUCGCUUGCUAGGAGUGUUGCUGGUUUCAAUAACUAACCCAAGAAUCUUUCAGCAUUUCUAUUGCAAUAUCGAUGUGUAACUAAGAUUUUCAUGAAAUUUUUCAAUGGCUCAUGGCAGCAAACCGUGAUCCCGAAAGACAGGAAGGAUACUUGCAUGUACUGGCUAGCUAGGAGGGGCCGGCUUCGAAACACGCCUAACAACAACUUGUCUGUGCCAAAGGUACGUGGGACGAGCCCGGUAUAAACAAUGGCUGACAAUUUGAACAACAUACCAAAUUGUUUCCCCAACAAUGAGGACUCUUCAUCCGAUUCCGAUCAUGACGCCAAAUCGGACGAAUCGGACAUGGAAAACAAUAUCGAGGAAGUGAUGCAAGCAUCAAUAAUGGAGGAGCUUGACGAAGAUAGUCAAGAGCAAGCGACCGGUCGCUGCGUGAACGCUCUGGAGGCAAGAUCAAGCUGGAAGCCUUGGGCGGGAAAGCAAAAACCGUUUCCAUUCUUCCGCAAGAAGAGAUUGCGCGUGGAUCUACCUGCCAAAAGUACGCCGUACGAAAUAUUCUCCCUCAUACUCGACGAUAAGCUCGUGGCCCAUAUCGCGCUCGCCAUGAACCUAUAUAUGGAGAAAAAGAAUGCACAAAAAUCAAAAGCGAGCAAAUGGCUUGAAACCAACCCCAAGGAGGUGCGCAAAUUUAUCGGACUCAUGAUAUGGAUGGAUUUGGUGCGUGUUGGCCGGCUGGAGGAUUAUUGGUCCGAAAGUGCCCUCUACAACUUUGCCGUUCCACGAGCGGCAAUGUAUCGCGAACGCUUUCGGGCGUUGCUCGGUGCGUUUUGCUUCUACGACGAUGGAACGAGCAAAACCGACUACAAGGAGCCGGGCAAGAUAGGAGCCUUUAUCGAUGUGCUGCAGAGCAAAUUCCAAGCGCUUCUCCACCUCGGAGAAGAUGUAGUCGUGCGGGAAAUGCUCGCCCUAGGGAGAGAUCGUACCAGCUUCAAGCAGUACAUCCCGGCCAGCGCUCACCGCCACGGACGGUGGGCACUGUUCAAGCUGUGCUCCCUGGAAGGGUAUACCUGGGGACUGAAGCUAUGCACCGAGCAGCGCCUAAUAGGUGAAGCUCAGCUGGCCAACAGUGUGUGCAUGGAGCUGUGCGAACCACUGCUUAACCAGGGUCGCACCGUUUACAUCGACAACUUCCAUGCCAGCUUCGAUCUGGCGCAAGCGUUGCUAGCCAACCAGACGCACCUCGUUGGCACGGUUCGAGUCAAUGGAAGCAGUAUGCCCAAGGACGUGCUACUAGCAAAGCUUCGAAAGGGGGAAAUAAUAGCGCGUGAAAACGACGACGGAGUAAUGGUGCUGAAAUGGAAAGGAACGUGCACGAUGGGCCUGCUGAGCACCAAGCAUUCGCCCGCGCUGGUUCCAAUGGAAAGUCAGGUACGAUCGAAUCGUCGCUGGAUCAGGGUAGCACGCAUCCAGCCGGAGGCAGUGAUCGCACACAUCCAAGCCAAAGGUAGGCCAGAUCGUUCGGACGCGAUCGGCCCGCACAUCACCGACCUCCGGAAAGGGAUGAAGUGGUACAAACAGGUGGGUCUCGUGCUGCUGCUCCAAGUGUGCGUCACGAACGCGUGGAUUCUGCACCGCAUGGUGACGAAAAAGAAGCUUAAGCUGGCGACAUUCCGCGAGCAACUGGUGGACCAGCUGGUGCCAUUGCCCAACCCCACCGUCGAGCGAGGUUUGAGCGGCGGGGAGAAAAAGUACACCCACCAUCUAGAGGUACGGACUGAUGGGAAUGGUAGAACGGUGCGACGAUCAUGUGCCAACUGCUAUGCUGAGUCUCGGAAAACCAUGAGCCACUAUGAGGCAGGAAGGAACAAAAAGGCAACCACUACGUUUUGUGGGAGCUGUCCGAAGCAGCCUCAACUUUGCAUGCCGUGCUUUAACAAGUUGCAUUAAGAUUGGGCAAACAAAGAUAGGUAUAUGAAGAGAAUUCGAUGGAAGGGAAAUUUAGGGCAAAAUAAAGAAUUAACAACACGCUGAA